AUGGAAGUGCCAAUAUUAAGUAACAGUGAAUUUAAUUUAAAAGUUAACUUAGAAUAUUCACUCGCUAGCCUGUCCUCCGUCAGGACCUCUGCUUCCUCCUCUGCCAGUUUCGUUCCCUGUUUGCUUUCUCUUACAAGCCACUCUUCUCCCUCGGUGUUGGUUUGCACCACCAGCAUGGCAGAGAGGGGGAAAGAAAAGAAGACUCUGCAGGUUUUUACAUCAAGAGCAGGGCCCUGACCUUCCAGGGCACCGCAGCUGGGGCCACACGUCCUGCGCUGGUUUUUGAAUCUGCUGGGAGAACAGAGAAGCGCGAUGCACAGUGAAAACCCAGCUCUUAGUCUGCAAGUUUGGGAACUUUCUGAGAGACUUGAUUUCUCUCUCCUUCCUUUGCCAUGUUCUUGGGAUUUUCUUAGCAUCCCUGGAUUCUGCAGGUUUCCUAUUCAAGCAAAGUGCUACUCUUCCCACAGUGAAGCAGUUACUCUCCCGGAAUCUGAAAUUAGAAGCUGGCAGCAAGUUGGAAGAAUGCUGCCUUUGGAUCUGAUGGUGACAAACAGAUUAAUUCCUCAUUUAUUUCCAUUUCCAUCUCCAUCUUCCCCCAGGAAAGUUUCCGCAUUCUUCCAAGAAGUGCUUCCUAAAAGAGUCUGCUCGGUAAUCGUUUGUCAUAGAGCAGAGGCUCGGCUUCUGAACACUCACAGUUUCCACUGAGAGGGACUGGGAGCACAGCUCUCCUAUAUAAACUCCUGUCUCGUCGCCGCGCUCCCGGCAGCGCCUGUUCAGAGCUGGAAUCCUUCUUCUAGAAAUUCUUUUCCAGCUGACAGGAAAACAUGGAUUCCCGCAGGCCAGGCCGGCUGCCCGGCGUCACCUCAGUGGGACGAGAGGUUCACCAUGGAGCCCUUCUGUCCGCUCCUGCUGGCCGGUGUUAGCUUGCCCCUUGCCAAGGCUCUCACGGAAAACAAGACCACCACAGCACAGAGCAACUGGACCUCCACCAGCCCAGGCCCUCCGGCCCCAGGCGCGCCCCAGCCCCUGCUGGCCUGGCUGCUGCUGCCGCUGCUGCUGUGCCUCCUCCUUCUGCUCCUCGCCGCCUACUUCUUCAGGUUCAGGAAGCAGAGGAAGGCGGUGGUCAGCACCAACGACAAGAAGAUGCCCAACGGAAUCCUCGAGGAGCAAGAGCAGCAGAGAGUGACACUUCUCAGCAGGUCCCCCUCGGGGCCCAAGAAGUACUUCCCCAUCCCCGUGGGGCACCUGGAGGAGGAGAUCCGCGUCCGAUCGGCAGAUGACUGCAAGAGGUUUCGGGAGGAGUUCAACUCCUUGCCGUCUGGACACGUACAAGGAGCUUUUGAACUGGCCAAUAAAGAAGAGAACAGAGAGAAAAACAGAUAUCCCAACAUUCUUCCCAAUGAUCAUUCCAGGGUGAUUUUAAGCCAAGUGGAUGGAACCCCGUAUUCAGACUACAUCAAUGCUUCAUAUAUAGAUGGUUAUAAGGAGAAGAAUAAGUUCAUAGCAGCUCAAGGCCCUAAACAGGAGACAGUCAACGACUUCUGGAGAAUGAUCUGGGAACAGAAGUCUGCGACCAUCGUCAUGUUGACGAACCUGAAAGAAAGAAAAGAGGAGAAGUGCUAUCAGUACUGGCCGGACCAGGGCUGCUGGGCCUACGGAAACAUCCGCGUGUGCGUGGAGGACUGCGUGGUUCUGGUGGACUACACCGUCCGGAAGUUCUGCAUUCAGUCACAGCUCCCCGACGGCUGCAAAGCCCCUCGGCUCGUCUGCCAGCUGCACUUCACCAGCUGGCCCGACUUCGGAGUGCCUUUCACCCCCAUCGGCAUGCUUAAGUUCCUGAAAAAAGUGAGGACGCUCAACCCUGCGCACGCCGGGCCCAUCGUGGUCCACUGUAGCGCGGGCGUGGGCCGGACGGGCACCUUCAUAGUGAUCGACGCCAUGAUGGACAUGAUGCACGCCGAGCAGAAGGUGGACGUCUUUGAGUUCGUGUCCAGAAUCCGCAACCAGCGCCCACAGAUGGUUCAGACCGAUAUGCAGUACACGUUCAUUUACCAAGCCUUACUGGAGUACUACCUCUACGGGGACACUGAGCUGGACGUGUCCUCCCUGGAGAAGCACCUGCAGACGCUGCACGGCACCACCACCCACUUCGACAAGAUCGGGCUGGAGGAGGAGUUCAGGAAACUGACAAAUGUCCGGAUCAUGAAGGAGAACAUGAGGACAGGCAACCUGCCGGCCAACAUGAAGAAGGCCAGAGUCAUCCAGAUCAUCCCGUAUGACUUCAACCGCGUGAUCCUUUCCAUGAAAAGGGGCCAGGAGUACACGGAUUACAUCAACGCGUCCUUUAUAGACGGCUACCGGCAGAAGGACUACUUCAUCGCCACGCAGGGGCCCCUGGCACACACGGUGGAGGACUUCUGGAGGAUGGUCUGGGAGUGGAAGUGCCACACGAUCGUGAUGCUGACGGAGGUCCAGGAGAGAGAGCAGGAUAAAUGCUACCAGUAUUGGCCAACAGAGGGCUCAGUGACUCAUGGAGAAAUAACGAUCCAAAUAAAGAGCGAUACCCUGUCUGAAGCCAUCAGCGUACGAGACUUCCUGGUCACCUUCAAUCAGCCCCUGGCCCGCCAGGAGGAGCAGACCCGGAUGGUGCGACAGUUCCACUUCCACGGCUGGCCAGAGAUCGGGAUCCCUGCCGAGGGCAAGGGCAUGAUCGACCUCAUCGCCGCUGUGCAGAAGCAGCAGCAGCAGACGGGCAACCACCCCAUCACCGUGCACUGCAGCGCCGGGGCCGGAAGAACAGGGACGUUCAUCGCGCUCAGCAACAUCCUGGAACGAGUCAAAGCUGAGGGGCUUUUAGACGUAUUCCAAGCUGUGAAGAGUUUACGACUUCAGAGGCCACAUAUGGUGCAAACCCUGGAACAGUAUGAAUUCUGCUACAAAGUGGUACAAGAUUUUAUUGAUAUAUUUUCUGAUUAUGCUAAUUUCAAAUGAAAACUCCUGCCUUAAAAUAUUUUUUAAUUUAAUGGUCAGUAUAUUUUGUAAAAAUCAUGUUAAUUUAUUUCAUAGUUGGCAUUAAUAUCCUUCCUAAUUUCUUUGUAUAUAUUUUGUUACGCUUUAAAGGCCACUUGCAGUUAUUAAAUCUCAAACACCCCUUUUAAAAACUGGAAUAAUGUAUUAAGUUCAAAUAAUAUCCCAUAAAAUAUAUAUUUCUGCUAAUCAGUAAAAAAUUUUAAUUUUUCAUUAGAUUCAUAUUGUAUAAUUUCACACAGUCAGCAUGUCUAAAUGUUAGAAGUCUUAACAUGCCAAGUGUGUUUACUUACACAAGAUACUAACCACAGCGUCAUUAGGAAACAGUCGAGGACUCAGAAAUCAGUGGAAAGUGGACUUCCCUGACACUGGUUUCACAGCCCCGAGCAGCAGCAGGUUUUUGAAAGCAAACCUUUGGUGAAGAUGCGGUGGAAUAGGGGUUGUUGCAGUCCUUAAUCUCGACCCGUGUGGUUUAUCUUUGCAUUUAAAGAUCAAAGGAGACUUUACAACCCGAGUACAGGUCUAAAACACACUGGAGUAGUUGGUGACUAUUAUUAAUACUUAGAAAUGCAUUUAUUCAAGGCUGUGGCAUGCCAUCUUGGCUGGACGGGUGAGCUGGGAAGGCUGGUGGGCUCAUGUGCCCACGGCUGUGGGUCCAGCAAAACCAGCCCUCAGAGUUUCUCUCCCAAGACGCUGCGUGCUGUCCGUCUGUCUGGGUGUUUGACUCAGAUGGUUCUCUGAGACUCACGUGACAGAAAAACCACUUCCCAUUCCAAAAGGUCAGGUAGAGCCAGGCGUCUCACGCUCACGGAAGCAAAGAGCGCCCGCCUGGUAGAAACAGAACAGCCACAGGCAAUUCUGCGUUAAACUUCUUGAGAAGCAUUUUGGUAUUUGAAGGUCUCUUGUAAAAACCAAGACUGUAAGAAAAGAAAUCUUGAAAUCUAGAUUUAUACAGUUUUUAAGUCCCACUCCUCAAUAUUUAAUAAAAGAAGAAGAGAAAUCCUUAAUCUGAAGGCUAACUUAUUUUUGAAUGGUUACUACUGAGGCCCCUGGCACUGGAUGCUAAUGAUCCCAGAGCCAGACGGGAUUGGCUUUUGGGACCAAAA
Messenger RNA from Vicugna pacos (alpaca), 4133 nucleotides. The record is from RefSeq and is a predicted model, not a curated record. NCBI's taxonomy places the organism in Eukaryota, Metazoa, Chordata, Mammalia, Artiodactyla, Camelidae.